Mobula hypostoma (lesser devil ray) is the source of this 1104-nucleotide messenger RNA. Its product is annotated as peroxiredoxin-1-like. Gene Ontology annotation, cellular component: cytosol. Gene Ontology annotation, biological process: response to oxidative stress; leukocyte activation; removal of superoxide radicals. Bases 78 to 677 code for a protein of 199 amino acids. The record is from RefSeq and is a predicted model, not a curated record. Gene Ontology annotation, molecular function: thioredoxin peroxidase activity. The transcript is spliced from 6 exons. NCBI's taxonomy places the organism in Eukaryota, Metazoa, Chordata, Chondrichthyes, Myliobatiformes, Myliobatidae.
GGCGCGUGCAGAAGGUGUGAUGCGCUUUGCACGUGUCCAACGGUUUUCAGUGAAGGCGUCGAACAGGUUGAUUCAGAAUGACUUCUGGAAGAGCUGUGAUUGGGAAGUUAGCUCCUGAUUUUGAAGCUACAGCUGUGAUGCCUAAUGGACAGUUUGAACAACUCCAACUAUCUAAAUACAGAGGAAAAUAUGUAGUCUUCUUUUUCUACCCACUUGAUUUCUCCUAUGUGUGUCCAACUGAGAUUAUUGCUUUUAGUGAUCGUGUAGAAGAUUUCAACAAGGUUAAUUGUGAAAUAAUUGCUGCUUCUACAGAUUCCCAUUUUGCUCAUUUAGCUUGGAUCAACACCCCGAGAAAGCAAGGAGGACUUGGUCCAACAAAAAUCCCCUUGGUGUCAGAUCUUCGUCACACAAUCUCCUUAGAUUAUGGUAUCUUGAAGGAGGAUGAAGGCAUUGCUUUCCGAGGUUUGUUCAUCAUUGAUAAUGCUGGUAUACUGCGUCAGAUAAUGAUCAAUGACUUGCCUGUUGGGCGUUCAGUGGAUGAAGUGAUGAGGUUGGUUCAAGCAUUCCAAUUUACAGAUGAACACGGGGAAGUUUGCCCUGCUAAUUGGAAACCUGGUGGUGAAACCAUAACACCUGACAUAGAAAAGAGCAAGAAUUACUUUUCAAAACAGAAGUAGUUUUUCUUUCUUUUGCAGUUGAAUAUAACCAGUGUGAUAUAUUAGUUCGUUAUAUAAGUGAAAACAAUUGGUAGUGAGAAUGUAUUUUGCUAAGUUUUUUUUUGCUGAGACUAAUACUGAUAGGAAAAAUAAAAACAUUGCACAGUCUUGCUUGAUGAGAAUAUCUAUUGAAGUAGUGAGCUUGGAGGUCAGUGUAAUAAGUUCCUGGAAAAUUGAGUCUUAAGGUUACUGUGCUAAUCUCCAUGCUUGACCUUCAAUUGUUGCUCUUGUUGAGUGAUGCUAAGCAUCAAAGUCUUGCAAAAGUUAUGCUGUCUUAAUAAAAGUUUUCCUCAUUUGAUUAGGUGUCGUAGUAAUGCCUUUGAAUAAACCAAUGUUUUGUAGAAUUUAUUGCAUAUUUUGUGCAUUUAUAAAUAGAAAAUAAAUGUUU